Molecule: messenger RNA, 1434 nt
Organism: Salarias fasciatus (jewelled blenny)
Lineage: Eukaryota; Metazoa; Chordata; Actinopteri; Blenniiformes; Blenniidae
Product: wiskott-Aldrich syndrome protein family member 3-like
Exons: 8
Coding region: 28-1428 (466 amino acids)
Biological process (GO): actin cytoskeleton organization; positive regulation of Arp2/3 complex-mediated actin nucleation
Cellular component (GO): SCAR complex; cytoskeleton
Molecular function (GO): Arp2/3 complex binding; protein kinase A regulatory subunit binding; actin binding
Source: RefSeq, a predicted model, not a curated record
UGACGGCCAGGAUGUGAGAACGGGAUCAUGCCUCUGGUCAAGAGAAACAUCGAGCCCCGGCACCUGUGCCACGGCGCCGUGCCCGAUGGGAUCGGUAGCGAGCUGGAAUGUGUAACCAACAACACGCUGUCUGCCAUCAUCCGCCAGCUCAGUAGUCUCAGUAAACACGCAGAAAAUGUUUUUGGAGAACUGUUUAAUGAAGCCAACACCUUCUACACGCGAGCCAACUCUCUUCAGGAUCGCAUCGACCGUUUGGCUGUUAAGGUCACCCAGCUGGACUCCAGCGUGGAGGAGGUCUCUCUUCAGGAUAUAAACAUGAGGAAGGGAUUUAAAAGUUCUUUAGUUCAAGACCAGCAGGUUUUGUCCAAGAGAAGCGUUUCAAACUCUGUGUCUGAAAUGUACAACACCUGCGACAAGCCCCCCCCUCUCAGUUCCCUCACCGCCUACAGGGAGGAUUCGACUGAUGCAAUGAAAUUCUACUCGGAUCCGUCUUACUUUUUUGACUUGUGGAAAGAAAAAAUGCUUCAAGACACUGAAGACAAGAGGAAGGAAAGAAGGAGGCAGCGGGAACAGAAGCGAUUUGUGGAGAGCAGCACUCUUCAGCGUGAGGUGAAGAAGGUGAGAAAGGCUCGAAAUCGCAGGCAGGAGUGGAACAUGAUGGCAUUCGACAAGGAGCUUCGUCCAGAUCACCGUCACCCACAGACUCUUCGCCGAGGAGCAUCGUCUGAGGGCUCGCUCUCACCGGACGGAAGGCCUGACCUCUUCGACUUCCCAGUCCCUCCUGUACCUUCCCAUGCUGCUUGUAACUACGCCAAGUCUCACGAUUACGUGCCUGGGAGCACCCACCCCUCCCCGCCUGUUGAGCAUGAAUACCACAGCAUUGAUGUAAACUACAAGAGAGUGACCUACGCCUCGGCCGAGCCUCACGCCACAGACCGGGUCAAUGGUUCAGUACGACCGCCGCAAGAUUACAACUCCGCCCACCCUCCCCCUGUCCCUCCUGGACCGCCCAUUCCGUCAGCCCAGACAGCCUUUGGAUUUCCUCUACCGCCGAUGCCAAAUAAUGGAGUCGUGCACGUAGGCCCAGGCUACCCACUUCCCCCGGUGCCUCCUCCAGGGCCUCGCAUGAUCCCCCCUCCCCCGGGUCCACCUCCUCCGCCCAUCCCACCCCCGGCUGUACCGCCACACCUAGCGGGACACGGCGACGGAAGGCCAGAGGGUAAACCGGUGCGAGAUGCCAGGAGUGACCUGCUGUCCGCCAUUCGCAUGGGCAUCCAGCUGAAGAAAGUCCAGGAGCAGCAGGAGCAGCAGAGCAAACGGGAGCCGGUGGGGAACGACGUGGCCACCAUCCUCUCCCGACGCAUUGCAGUCGAGUACAGCGACUCCGAGGACGACUCCGAACUCGAGGAAAAUGAGUGGUCAGACUGACCAGAC